GAACCACAGAACCCCGACACUCUCUCUCGCUCACAAUCUCUCUUAAGUCUUAACCAAAGACUAAUCAUGAAUGCUUUGAGAAACCUAAGGAAGAACAUGGCGUCACUGUCGCUCUCGUCCAAGCGUGGUACCUCUUCAUCUUCAUCAAGCUCCUCGUCUGCCUUCGACUUGUCACCCAAAGAAAUUGAAAAGUACAGGGGCAUGACGAUAUUUGACAUAUCAUUACGUCUACAGAUAAACGGUCCUUUCCUUGUCGACGCAUACAAACUGGAUAACCAAGCUAACGACAUACUAAUGAAGGCGAGGGAGGCUGAAACAAAAUACAAAGCGUUCAUGAAGUUGGCUGAAGCAAACAAUAAUAAUGAGGAUUACAUUAGGUUGGCAAUCAAUGCAAAGAAUGAAAGUGAUGAUCUUCUUAAAGUCAGGGAGGAGAAGAUGCGAAAGGCUGACGAAAUUAGGAACUUCAAGGCUAGUAUUCCCGGAAGGUCGAGGGCAAUAUUUCGCAUGUUAGGAUCCACAAGCAUUUUGAUAGGAGUAGCAGAAACAGUUCCCGGUAUGGUUAUUGAGCUUUGUCCAAUGUUAAGGUCUACAAAUGUCGGUUUCCAACCAUCUUUCACUGCCCAAUUCAGAAGCACCUUAGCCGAUGUACUCUUCCCAGAGUCUAUAUCCCGUACAAUGACAACCAUCGAACAAAACCAUAAAAGAAAACCGAGAGUUCAAGUUGCUACAAGGCUUCUUGGUUCAUAGAUAAACUCAGUUAAUAUGAACUAGCACAUGUUUUGUCAAGUGAUUCUGAUGAAGUGGUUCAAGCUUCUUCUAUGGCCUUUUACUAUAUCAUUUUGUUGUUGGAUGUUUAAAAAGGUGUCAAAGAUUUGUUGUUCUCUUGGUGAAAAACUUAAUGGAAACAAACCUCUGUGUCCUACCCUGUCAUCUAUCAUAUUCAUGAAAGACAAAAACAUGUGAAAACUUCUACCAGUAUCAAUAAUGUUAAGAUUGAGGC
Messenger RNA from Arabidopsis arenosa, 1000 nucleotides. The record is from the annotation of a GenBank genome assembly. NCBI's taxonomy places the organism in Eukaryota, Viridiplantae, Streptophyta, Magnoliopsida, Brassicales, Brassicaceae.